UCCAGAGGCGGUAUUGCGAGACUCGGAGCACAGUGAAAAAUCCCAGUCUCCAGAAAGCUAGAGAGAGAAAGAGAGAGGAGGAAGAGAGAGAAGGAGAGAGAUGGGAAGCGAUAGCGAAGUAGAGAAGUCGGCGCAGAAGGAGAGGGAGAAGAAGAAGAUGCAGGCUCUUGCUCCGAUCGCCAAACCCCUCGCCGGAAAGAAGCUCUGCAAACGAACCCUCAAGCUCGUCCGUAAAGCUGCUGAGCACAAAUGCUUGAAGAGGGGAGUGAAGGAAGUGGUGAAAAGCAUCCGGCGUGGUCAAAAGGGGUUCUGUGUUAUAGCUGGUAACAUUUCUCCUAUCGAUGUGGUUACUCAUGUUCCAAUCUUAUGUGAAGAGGCUGAAAUUCCAUAUGUUUACGUGCCUUCAAAAGAAGAUCUUGCAAAUGCCGGUGCCACCAAGAGGCCAACCUGCUGUGUCCUGGUGACAACUAAGCCUAACAAAGGGGAACUAUCCAAAGAGGAUCAAGAUAAAAUAAAGGCAAUUCACGACGAAGUUGUAGGAGAGGUCAAAGAACUUCACGCGAACCUUUUCUGAAUGCUGGACGGAUUACGUGCCCUUGUACCGAAUAUCUUGUUUGAGGUUUUUUCUUUUGCGGCCUCUGAAAGCUGUCGUUGUACUUCAUGUUAGAAUGUGUUUGGUUUGUGUAACUAUUGAAGUCGAACGCUAUGCGGAAUUGAUUUAGAUAUGAGAUCACAAGUUAGCCA
Pyrus x bretschneideri (Chinese white pear) is the source of this 744-nucleotide messenger RNA. RefSeq names its product H/ACA ribonucleoprotein complex subunit 2-like protein. Gene Ontology annotation, cellular component: box H/ACA snoRNP complex; nucleolus. Lineage: Eukaryota; Viridiplantae; Streptophyta; Magnoliopsida; Rosales; Rosaceae. Gene Ontology annotation, molecular function: box H/ACA snoRNA binding. Bases 101 to 574 code for a protein of 157 amino acids. The record is from RefSeq and is a predicted model, not a curated record. Gene Ontology annotation, biological process: rRNA pseudouridine synthesis; snRNA pseudouridine synthesis. The transcript is spliced from 4 exons.